AGGAGCAAUCAUCUAUCUAUCCUCAUCCUCAUCCUCAUCCUCAUCCUCAUCCUCAUCCUUGAAACACGGUCGAAAGCAUCAGAUAAAAUCCAAACUCAAAUAAGCUGGUGCUAGAAAUUCUAACAUUGUAAUAAACACAGCAGCAUACAUAUAUUAUCCUUCUCUUUUGCCUUACUUAAGUUAGAGUAAAGAAAAACAAAGAGAGUAUGGAAGGAGGAGAAUGGAGCAAUUUCAAUGCUGGUGUUUGUGUGAACGAAGAGGCCGAUUUUAUGGCCCAGUUGUUUCCUAGUCCUAACGACAUAAAUGUUAAUUUUAUUAUGGCUAAUGCUAACAAUACUAAUAAUAACAAUAAUACAGAAGGUGGUAAUUCAUCUUAUUAUUCUUGUGAUUCCACCUCAAACUCUCGAAAUGUGUACCGUUAUUCACAAGAGAGUAGUUAUAAUCAUGAGGUUCAUUAUCACAACUAUUUCAGUGAUAAUCAUUUAGCAGUAGCUGCUGCUAGUAAUGCAUCCUCGUUACCCAUUGAUUUCCUGCACUGUCAUAUGGAAGAUGAGGAAAAUGGCGCGACAAUGGAUAAUGAUAAUGCAGAUUUGAAUGAAGAUGAGUCUCAAAUGGAUCCUUCUGAAGAGGAUAAUAAGACUUGCAAUACCUCUUACAACUCCAAGAAAAGAGGCAGAGUUUUAGAGGCAGUUCAAAAGGGGAAGAGGAGUGUAAGGGUGAAAAGAAGCCAGAGUAGUCUAACAUUAGGUGGAGGUGAUGGGGAGGAAAAUGAUGGAGGCACGGUGAAUAACAUUAGACAGAGCUCCAGCUGCGGUAGUUUAGAGGAUGAUUGCAGCUCCAAAGGAACAACAACUACUACCACUACUACAACUACAAAUACAAUUCUUAAUUCAAGUGGUAAAACCAGAGCCAGCAGAGGCUCUGCGACUGAUCCUCAGAGUCUUUAUGCAAGGAAAAGGAGAGAAAGGAUUAAUGAGAGAUUGAAAAUCUUGCAGACCCUUGUGCCUAAUGGAACUAAGGUUGAUAUCAGCACCAUGCUUGAAGAAGCUGUGCAGUAUGUCAAAUUUUUGCAGCUUCAGAUCAAGUUAUUAAGUUCUGAUGAGCAUUGGAUGUAUGCUCCAAUUGCUUACAAUGGAAUGAACAUUGGACUGGACUUUCAUUUUAACCUUCCAAGAUGAUUUAAUCAAGGUCAACGACAUAUACAGCUGCAAAAUUUUGUUGAUGAUAUAUACAAAUUCUCAUGUAAUUAACAAAGAAUUUUUUUCCUGUAUGACUGUAUCAGUUGUAUGUUAUAACUCUAUACAAAACAAAUACUCCCUUUCGAUCCGUUGAAAUCUUAUAACAAAUCACAUAAUUGGUUUCAUC
Spinacia oleracea (spinach) is the source of this 1365-nucleotide messenger RNA. RefSeq names its product transcription factor RSL3. Gene Ontology annotation, biological process: regulation of transcription by RNA polymerase II. The transcript has 5 exons. Lineage: Eukaryota; Viridiplantae; Streptophyta; Magnoliopsida; Caryophyllales; Amaranthaceae. Gene Ontology annotation, molecular function: protein dimerization activity; DNA-binding transcription factor activity, RNA polymerase II-specific; RNA polymerase II cis-regulatory region sequence-specific DNA binding. Gene Ontology annotation, cellular component: nucleus. The record is from RefSeq and is a predicted model, not a curated record. Bases 207 to 1178 code for a protein of 323 amino acids.